CAGGAAAUCACCAUCCCAAGCCUUAUUGACUACCAAAAGUGGUGUGGAGUUGUAAAAGCGCGCCGUGGUGGGAGAUGGUUUUGAACUUGCAGUUUUCUCCGGGGACUUUCAUCAAACACCUCACGUCCCGAAAAUUCACAACACACUGUUUGCACAAAUCCUCCACACCCUCCCUCUCCCACUUCGGAACCCUAACCUCUCGCCAGAAAGACCAGAUUCAUCUCUACGUCGACGCUCUUCUUCAAUGGAACAAGCGUAUGAAUCUGACAGCAGUUCGAGAAGUGAACCAAGUCAUGGAAAGGCACGUGGAGGAUUCGCUUGCGAUUUUACCUCCGUUGAGCGACUGUUACCGCGCGCACUGCGGUGGUUCUGGCGAUAAGCUCAGCCUUGUUGAUGUCGGAACCGGCGCGGGCCUCCCCGGAGUAGUUUUGGCCAUAGCUCGUCCAGAAUGGGAUGUGACGCUGCUCGAGUCUAUGAACAAGCGAUGCGUCUUCUUGGAGCAUGUUGUUAGUGUUGUAGGUUCCUCCAACAUUCAAGUUGUAAGAGGAAGAGCUGAGAGUUUGGGGCAGAAUCCUCGCUUCAGAGAGCAAUUUGACGUAGCGGUAGCCAGGGCAGUUGCAGAGAUGAGAAUAUUAGCUGAGUAUUGUGUUCCAUUUGUUCGAGUGGGUGGGUUGUUUGUUGCUGCCAAGGGUCAUGAUCCUGAGGAUGAAGUUAAGAAAGCUGAAAGCGCCAUCCAGAAGCUGGGUGCAUCUCUAUUGCAAGUACAAUCAGUGGAAUCGCAAAGCCCAUAUGGUCAGCGAACUGCUGUCAUAUGUCUAAAGGAUCAUCCCACACCGAUGAAAUAUCCCCGUGAUCCAGGUACACCAGCUAAAGAACCGUUGUAAGUUAGAUGCUCAUUCUGUUGGCUGUAUUUUAUCAUUCUUUAUCCUCAAUCCUCCCAUCUAUCUUUACCAAUGUCUGAGAAGACCCUAUAUAGAACAAGCUUUUGUAAGUACCUGCUGUUAUGACUGUAAAAUUUAUCUUCCUGUAAUGUUACUGUACAUGCAUAUAGACAAAGCUUUACAAUAUGUAAUGCAUCUCUCUCUCUCUCUCUC
Molecule: messenger RNA, 1094 nt
Organism: Lotus japonicus
Lineage: Eukaryota; Viridiplantae; Streptophyta; Magnoliopsida; Fabales; Fabaceae
Exons: 7
Coding region: 75-884 (269 amino acids)
Biological process (GO): rRNA processing
Cellular component (GO): cytosol; cytoplasm
Molecular function (GO): rRNA (guanine-N7-)-methyltransferase activity
Source: RefSeq, a predicted model, not a curated record